AUGGCGUACCAGACCUUCCGGCAGGAGUACCUGCAGGUGCCGCCCGUUACGCGGGCCUACACCACGGCCUGCGUCCUCACUACCGCCGCCGUGCAAUUAGAGCUUAUCACUCCCUUUCAGCUGUAUUUCAACCCCGAAUUAAUAUUUAAGCACUUUCAAGUAUGGCGCCUGAUCACCAACUACUUAUUCUUUGGACCAGUUGGCUUUAAUUUUUUAUUUAACAUGAUCUUUUUAUACCGCUACUGCCGGAUGCUGGAGGAGGGCUCCUUCCGAGGCCGGACGGCAGAUUUUGUGUUCAUGUUCCUUUUUGGAGGACUUUUAAUGACCCUCUUUGGCCUGUUUGUGAACCUGGUGUUCCUGGGUCAGGCAUUCACCAUCAUGCUGGUGUACGUCUGGAGCCGCAGGAAUCCCUACGUCCGCAUGAACUUCUUUGGCCUUCUCAUCUUUCAAGCCCCAUUUCUACCCUGGGUACUGAUGGGCUUUUCACUGCUGUUGGGGAACUCCAUCAUUGUGGAUCUUCUGGGUAUUGCUGUUGGGCACAUAUAUUUUUUCUUAGAGGAUGUCUUUCCCAAUCAGCCUGGUGGUGGAAGGCUUCUGAGAACACCAUCUGUCCUCAAAGCAAUAUUUGACACUCCAGAUGAUGACCCCAACUAUAAUCCCUUGCCAGAAGAGCGGCCAGGAGGAUUUCCAUGGGGAGAAGGUCAGCGCCUGGGGGGUUAGUAACUGCCUGUGCCAAACCCCAGCCUCAGCUGGGAGGGACUGACCUGAAGGAAGUUCCACCCUGGGAGCCCUCUGGUUCCCCAUCACAGCAAGGACACUUUUGACAGCUCUCUGGUUUUGAAUCCAAGCACUUUAUGGAACAGCAGUCAAUCCAAGAUGCUUCCAAGCUGACUACCAGUGGCUUUCCCAGUCAGGGAAUUUUUGAGCUGGUAAUAAAAAUACAAAUCCAGUGGAGCCAAAACCCUGAAACUGGAAACCAUCUCCUGUCAACUGCAGUUAGCAAGACC
This is a messenger RNA of Indicator indicator, 1007 nucleotides long. RefSeq names its product derlin 2 (gene DERL2). Gene Ontology annotation, biological process: endoplasmic reticulum unfolded protein response. Gene Ontology annotation, molecular function: ubiquitin-specific protease binding; misfolded protein binding. The coding region runs from base 1 to 720 and encodes 239 amino acids. Gene Ontology annotation, cellular component: endoplasmic reticulum membrane; Hrd1p ubiquitin ligase ERAD-L complex. The transcript is spliced from 7 exons. The record is from RefSeq and is a predicted model, not a curated record. Lineage: Eukaryota; Metazoa; Chordata; Aves; Piciformes; Indicatoridae.